Molecule: messenger RNA, 8161 nt
Organism: Spirodela intermedia
Lineage: Eukaryota; Viridiplantae; Streptophyta; Magnoliopsida; Alismatales; Araceae
Source: the annotation of a GenBank genome assembly
AUGGGGGCGGUGGGAUCCGAGGAGGUGGUGACGGAGCGAGGAUUGAUUCUGGUCGAGCGGAAGACACCGGCUGCUGUCGUCCUUGCCGGAGGCUCGUCGUCGUCGGGGGGAGGUUCCCCGCCGCCGCUGCCGCUGCCGCCGUCCACCGCCAGGGGAUCUCGGCCUCCGCAGGCGCUGGUGGAGCGGCUCAAGGACUACGGUCAGGAGGACGCCUUCGCCUACUGGGAUGAGCUCUCCCUUGAGGAGCGUGAUCUCCUCAUCAAGGACAUCCAGGUCUCUCUCCGACAUCACUCUCCCUCGUUUUGCCUCGCUUCGUUCCGGUAUUAACUUGUUGUGUGCUACAACUCUGGCGGAAAAGGGAGUUGUGCCUGAGAGUUGCGUGUCUUCUGCGAUCACGUUCGUUUCCCAAUUUAAAUUUGUGCUCCGCACGAGAAUUGUAUUGGGUUAUGCCGAUUUGUAUGCGUACAUGUCGAUUUUCAUGCAUGAGGGCAGGUGGAGAAUGGAUAAUUCAGUUCGAACGUAGGAAAGAUCUAAUCCCAUGGUUUUUUCUUUCUGCUUGGUUUUCGCUCUCAGUUUGAUACAAUGAUAGAUCCUUUUAUAUAUUACCCUGAGCUGAUAUCUAAAGUAAAUCGUGGAGUUGAGGCUUUUCUUAUGUGGAGUUUUACCGUGAUGCAAUUUACCUUUUGCAUAAAUUCUUAAUGAAGUUAUGAGAAGGCGCUCCAUGGAUUAAAUUCAAGCAUUUGGAUCGAACAUAUUAUUGUUUUCUGAGGCUGUAGCGAGAAUUUUAGUCACAGACGUAUAAUAUGACUGUCAGGAGUAGUCUUGUAGAUAGAUCCACAUUUGUGGUUGUACCUUGAUGUAAUAGGCGAAUAGUUUUUUGUGAUCACAGGAGAAACGUAGAAGUUUGUUGUAAAUAUUUUAUCUGAAACUGCACGAUAUAAAAUCCAAUCUACAUGCAUUAAUUUUUUUACACAAAUGGAAUGCAUUUUCUUCUGUAUUUCCUCUGAAGAGGUGUGGUGCAUUAGGUUAUCUGACGGAUAGAAACAUGGACAGGAAGGUUUCAUUGACCCUGGGGUGUGAAAGUUGGUGCAAUAAUAGACAAAGAAUUGCUUUAACCGAGUCCCAUUGUAGUGGACGUGCUUCUGUUUCUUUGUUAGAAUAUUGCAUAAUAUCUUUUUUCUAUUUUCAAUCGCUUGUGAUUCGAGUCAAAAAGUUUUCUUUUUUAUUGCUGAUGGUAUCACACUUCAUUUGUUGAAGAACAUAAGUAAUGUAUGAGUGAAAGGGAACAGUUAUUUCGUUUCUCGAAAGCCUUCAGGUAGAUAUUCCUUCAAACUUUUGACAGUUGUGUUUUGUUACUUGUUAAUUUUUUCAGGGUUUAGACCUUUCACGGGUUGAUAGGAUUGUUCGAUGUUCUCUCAAAUCACAUGGUAAUAUAACCAUCUCUGCUGCUUUAAUAGGAAAGGGGAAUAAAAUGCUUAAUCUUUCCUUCAUCUUCAUAGUUAAUUAUGCAUUCUAUGAAGAUACCAUCCAAUCUGUAUCACGGUGAUAGUUUGUGGCCAUUCUAGAUCUCUAUUAUUACCAUUCUCUUAGAAAGUUGCCUCAUUUAACUUCCUUAAUACUGUUUAGUUUUUUUAGAAACACGGAAUGUCCACACGGUCUGAAAGUUCAGUAGUUGUCACGUCUGUGUUUGAAUAUGGUGAAACUGAAUAGAUGUGUUCGCAACAAUAGUUACUGAUCUUGUUUUAUAAAGAAAUAUUGUUAGUAUCAAUCCCCGAACACCCUACCAAUCUCCCCCCAAAAGAACUGAAAGAAGAAAAAUGAACUAUUAUACUCAUUCCCUCAGUGAGAGGGGUUUGAUACCAGUAGGUAGUGAAACUUGGUCUAGCAAUAUGGCAAUCCCUUGCGGCUGAGAAAGAGAAGUCAGAGAGCACCAUGGUUUUUUAGCGAGUCCCAAUGCAUGUGAAACUUUGCUUUUAAUUGUCUUCUUCUUAUGUUUGGCUAUCCGGCGUUUUUUAUUUCCUGGAGUGCAUAUGACUGGAAAUGAUUAAAUAAGGCACAUAGAGAGAUCUCUAACAUGUUAUUGGCAGUGAAAAGUCCCAGAACGGACAUACUUGAAUGAGAAAUUAAACCUUGAAUCAAAGGAAACUAGUGCCUUAUUGUAUGAUGUCUGCGAUCUGAUUCGGACCAUUUAAACCUUUAAUCAAAUUGGACUGUGUUUGAGAGGGAGAUUUUGGAGGCUGUAAAUGCAAUGAAUAAUAUUUUAAAUACAUAACUUUUUUUAAAAAGAUCUUUUCUGCUCAUCUAUGCCCAUGCCAAAUUAAUUUAUUGUAGAAACUAUCUUGGUUGGUUUACUGAUUGGCUCAUUAUACUCUUAUUUUGAAAGGUUAAUGGAACUUUCAAAUAAAAUGAAAUCGGGUUAUUAUUAUUAUUAAAGAAAAAUCUUGGUACAAAUAUGUGCUUCAAGGAGCUAAAUCUGGAGGAUGUUCCGCCCAAAAGAGAAGUGACUACUGUUUUAGAUCAUGCUUAUACUGUCUUACAUUUUAUCUCUUCUCAAAUAUUUGUAGGGCUCCCACUACCAACUGUUGAGCCAGUACCAGAAGCUAGUGUCUCCACUCUUGAAGAGAGAACACUUGAAGAGAGAGAGAGGUGGUGGAAAGCCGGACUCAAGGCUAUUUCAGAAGGGAAGUUGGCUGUGUUGCUUCUUGCUGGUGGGCAGGUAUUUUCGAAAUUGCUUAUACGUUUUUUUCUAACAUUUUUCAAUCAUUAUCAUGCUUUAUUUUUAAGUUGAUGAGUAGAUGCAAGGAUGCAAGUAGGUAUCUUGUGUUUAUUUCGUUAUGUUAUCGUAUGACUAUUCACCUCAUAUCUUAGUGGAGUACUCUGAACAAGUAAAUUUCUACUGUGAAGUAAUACUUUAUCCUAGAUGCUUUUUUUAUUUUAAAUAAUGUGCAUUACAAUUUCCUCAUUGCCCUCUAUUUUUUCUUUGCAAAGCAGCUCACAACUAGGUUGUUUUGCCGUUUUAUGCUUCUUAGUUUUAGAAGUGAAGAUGGGAUUGAGAAGGAAGAGGAGAGAAGAUUUGUGCAUUUUAGAAAGAUCCCUUUGAAGAGGGGUGUGUGGUCUAGAAUUUUGUUUUUCUCUCACAGCCACAUCCCUGCAUCGGUCACAUAGUAUCCAAUUAGACUCACGCUUGCAUUUGAGGGAAUUUCAGCCCGUGUUUUUGUAGUUUGCGUGGACCAGUCUGAUUGUGAUCUGGAUCUUAUAUGUGUGAGCCCUUGAUGAUAUGGCAGGUCAACUGGGAUGGUUCAUUGGGUUUGAUAUCCAAUAUUCUGAAUUAUUGUCUGCUGAACAUCAUACUUCAGCUCUUGUUUUUGAAGCCAAUGGUCUCAACAAAGACUAGUAAUUUAAAGCAACAUCACGUCGUUGGGACACAAUUGUUGCAAGAAAACAUCGUUUUUCCAUUGCACUAUAUUUUGUAUCUAUCUUGGAAGCAGUCUAAUCAUUCCUGUCCAGUUUCUUCACACAUGCAUUGAUUAAUGUGUUUCUCUUACAUCUGUGGUAACUUAUCUAAGAAGGUCCACUUUUCCCCUUAAUGGUAGCCUUUGAAAAAAAUUCUGUAGUUUGUGUUCUGAUUCAUGUUUUUUACUUAAACUGGGUUUCGUCAAGGCAUGUAUUUAAGGAGUUCCAUGCUGAUUUCUCUUUCUAGUUCUUGUUAUAAUACUUCUCCUUACACAACUCGUGACUAUUUUUCUUCCUCUGGUGGAGCGAAUCGAGAUUUGAAGCACAGAUUUCUUUGUCUAAGAUAAAUAUUGUAGCUUAUUUUAUGUGGGGAAAAAUCUUUUAACUGUUUGUUUUUUUUAGCUAAUUCCAUACGAUUUCAAUCUUAAUGCUUCACCAUUUCUAAUCGCAGAGUUCUUAAAUGUAAUAAUGACAUUCUGUUGUAUUGAAUAUCAUAUGUAGGGUACUCGGCUUGGUAGUUCAGAUCCCAAAGGAUGUUUCAGUAAGUGCUCGUUGCCUUGUUGUUUUAUUUUACGUAUCACUAAUGCGAUUCAUAGUUUGAAUGCCGUUUUUCUUCGUAUCGUUUGCUAAUGAUUAGCUUCUUCAAUUUCGUGAUUUUUUCUGAUUCAAUUUCGUGGUGUCAACUUCGUGCCUUCUUUCUAUGAGAUUAUAGUGAUCCUUCCAUUCUUGCAGUGGCGGAUAAUUUGCCUCCUAUCAUGACAUUUUCCAUCUAAAUGGAGAAAUCUAACAUAAACACGAGAGUAAACUAAAAAAGAUUGAUGUAAACUUCAUUGGCAUUUUCAUGAGAAAGAAGCCCAUCACUUCUUCUCAGACGGAGCAGUGGGAGAGCUUAAAAAUAGUAAUUGAGAGUCUAUUUCAGAAAAUGCCUCUGUUGGAUCUUUACCGAACUUUUCUCCAUCCUUUCAAUUAAUUUGAAAGCGAAUCAGAAGUACCUGUCCCUCCGUGGAUAUGCUUUCUGCUUUUUAAUUUGGUCAGUUCAGUGGGUUCUUCUUCUCAUGGUUUCGACGAGAAUUUCGUCAUGCUUACUUGCUCUUGUUGAAGCUCCAUGCUGUUUUGAUAAACGAUCCCUUAAAAAAAUCUCCUUAUAUAUAUAUAAUCCACGUCACUAUGCCACUUUGAUUGUAUCAAAAGCUGACUGAUGUUGUGUGGAUGAUAAUAUCAUAUGCAACGACCAUUAAACGAAUCGCAUGAGAAACAUUAAUGAAAAUAAUCUUAUGUGAAGUUUCCAUUGGAUGGACAACAUUUCUCAGCCUACACGACUUUGGGGGGUGGAAGCUUGGUCACUUGAUAUACAGAUGCUGAAGCGGUUUCUGUUUUCAUGUUCUAGAUAUCGGACUCCCAUCUGGGAAGUCUCUCUUUCAACUUCAAGCAGAGCGAAUUUUGUGUGUCCAGAGACUUGCAUCCCAAUCAGUGGAGGGUAGGACUUAAAUUCUUUGUGAGAGUUUUGUAAACCUUUUCUGAUUUAAUGCGAGACCUAAAGUUCUUCGAUGAACAGGUGCUGCUGGUUUCGUCCCGAUCCACUGGUAUAUAAUGACAAGUCCAUUUACUGAUGAUGCUACCCGUAAAUUUUUUGAAAGCCAUAAAUACUUUGGCAUGGAAACUGACCAAGUAAUGUCCUUCCUUCUUCGAUAAUUAUUGGUGCUCUACUUAUUCCUUCAGGUGAAUCAAUGGCACUUAACUCCAUUUUAUGGCUGCAGGUCACUUUUUUUCAACAGGGCACCCUUCCCUGUGUUUCGAAAGAUGGUCGGUUUAUCAUGGAGGCACCCUGCAAGGUGAUAUUCUUUACUGAACGUAACAGAUACAUUUCAUGUUCAUCCCAAGAAAUCAAGUCAUCCCUCGUAAUUGUUUGAAGAUCUCCUGGAUCAUGCACAUUUAUGGGAUCGGAAAGAGUGCCAAGAAAAUCUAUCUUUCUCUCCUCUGAUUCUCAUUUAUUCAAUAAUUAUCAGGUUGCCAAAGCUCCAGAUGGAAACGGAGGAGUCUAUUCUGGUUGGUUUCGCAUCACAUUUUUUUGAUUUAUCUUGGUAUUCGACUAUGAAUCGUGGACUACUCGUUUACAAAAUUUUCUGGGAUAAUUAUAUUUAUAUAAUUUUUUUAUUUUUUUUUCAGCUCUGAAAUCUGUUAAGCUGCUGGAGGACAUGGCUGCCAGAGGAGUUAAAUAUGUAGAUUGUUAUGGAGUCGAUAAUGCUUUGGUAGGAUAUGGCAUUAAUCAAACAUUUUUCCAUGCAAUGCACUUCCCAUUAUUAACCUCUUUGAACAGGUUCGAGUUGCAGACCCUACCUUUUUGGGAUAUUUCAUCGAGAAAGGUGUCCCCGCCGCAGCAAAAGUUGUCCGCAAGGUGGCUAUCAGAAUCAUUUUUUAUUUCUGCAAGUAAUAAUACUUUAUAUACCCGUUUAAAUUAUUUCGAUAUCUUCAACUUUUUUCUAAAUAAAACCAUAAUUCAUGAACUUUUCUGGCGAAAAUUUCAUCGAAAAUGAGAAAUUUCCCGGGCUGAUGCACAGCGGUUCUUCUGUAGAUUGAGUUCAUUUCUAGCAUUGUAUUGACCUUUGGCACUUACACAUAAUUACGUCUUAAGAUCUUUAAUUUAGUUAAAUGUAUGAUACAUGAAUUUCGAAACCCGUUUGGUAAAUUACAUGCCCGUCAUCACCAACAAGGUUUUUCCCCUUUUUUAGUGAGAGAAGGCUACUUAUUCUCUCUCUUUUUUUUUUCUAACUUCUCGAGACUGGGACUGAAUAUUCCUGCCAAUAUCUGUGCGCCAUCUCGAAUUCUGUCAAACCCAUUUCGAAGUGGCUGGCUGGAUCCAUUGACCGCAGCCCACUAUUGCCCAAACUGGAUUUCUGCUUGCUCCAGCUAUUUAGAAUCAGUUUCUUAGUGUAGGAGUUCUUUACAUUUUUAUACGGAAUCCUCAAGUUUGGUAAGAGGGUCAACCCAAGAAUUUGCCUAAUGUGGUAUUGUUCAUCCAGUGUGGAUCACGAUCUUUGACUCGGUUAUUCUCUCCACAGGUGGAAAUAGAUACCGUUGACUAGAACAGCUGUUGAUCGGUUGGUCAGAGGUUGCCCAUUUCUUCGGGAUACUGAUUAGAGAUUGUUUCUAAUUUGUCUUUGUACAAUUUUUCUAACAUCUUUGGAAAAUAAGCACAGAGUAAAUCUCCAUUAAGCAGUUAAAAUAAAUUAUUUUCCCUAAAUGCCCCUGUGGAGCUACCCCAGAAACCGAUGUUUUUUUCAUCCAAUAUUUUCCUGAAUAAUUUAUUUUGCGGUCCUUUUCUUAUAUUCACUUGCGGGGUUCAGGGAUAUCCACAAGAGAAGGUGGGCGUCUUUGUGCGACGUGGCAGGGGUGGGCCCCUCUCUGUUCUCGAAUACAGUGAGAUGGAUUCUUCAAUGGCCUGUGAAAUCAAUCAGACCACCGGGCGCCUUCGCUACUGUUGGAGCAAUGUAUGUCUUUUUCGAACCCUUUCUUGUGAUCACCGUCUAAAUUAGUAAGAAUGAUUUUAUUCAGAUAUUUUCUGAGAUCCUCUCGGAACCACUGCGCAGGUGUGCCUGCAUAUGUUCACCCUGGACUUUCUCAAUCAAGUAGCGAAUGGCCUCGAGAAGGAUAGCAUGUGAGACCACACCGCUCGUUGGCUUCUAUAUUUUUGCAAAAUUAAUAUAUAUAUAUAUAUAUAUUUAUUUAUUUAUUUUCGGAUUUAAUUCGCUGGUUAAUUGAGCUCCCAAGAUCUGGGUUGCAGCUACCACCUUGCCGAGAAGAAGAUCCACUCGGUUCUCGGAUUCACAACGGGCUUCAAGCUGGAGCAAUUCGUCUUCGACGCAUUCACAUACGCUCCUUCCACCGCCCUGUUCGAGGUCGGUCUUUCUCUCUCUCUCACUCUCGCCAUUGCAUCCUUUGACUUUACCCAGAUCGGAAAAACCCAUCAGCUGCCUCGGUCGGUCAACUCUCAUGAAUUUUUUGUCAAAAUGCGUGAUUGACUGAGCAAAAAAUCAUGGGCUGGGGGGUCUGGUGAUCAGAUCAUGAGGGAAGAGGAGUUUGCCCCGGUGAAGAACGCUAACGGGGCCAACUACGAUACCCCCGACAGUGCGAGGUUGCUGCUCCUCCGCCUGCACACUCGCUGGGUCGUCGCCGCCGGGGGCUUCCUCACACACUCCGUGCCCUUAUACGCAACCGGUAAUCCAUCCUUCUCCAUGAUUUUACCUUAACGGCAGAAAAAUAUUUCCAGCUUUCCAUUCCGGAGGAAUCUUUUCGACCGAAACCCGCUAUUUAUUUCUAUUUUUCUACCGGUCAAGAAAGUCAAACUCCACCGACACCAUGUUUGCACCGGUAAAAAUUAAAAAAAGGGUUUUUUUCCAAAAAAAAAGGGGGAUUCCGGUGAAGUGAUUGAUUUCAUCGCCACAGAUUUUGUGGGUAAUUUAUGGAGAUCCGGGGCCUUUUUUAAUUCAUAAUUAUUAGAAUUAUUUACUUGUGUGUGUAUAUAUAUAUAUAUAUAUAUAUAUGUGUGUGUGUGUGUGUGAAUUUAGGAGUAUGUCUGUGUGUGCAUAUUAAUUAUGAGUCUCAAAGCUCAGGUGUGGAGAUCUCUCCCUUGUGUUCCUACACUGGAGAGAACCUCGAAGCCGUUUGCCGCGGGAGGACGUUCCAUGCGCCUUGCGAGAUCUCAUUCUAG